GAGGAGGCAAGAUGGCGGCAGAGGUGGAGGAGAAGGGCUUCGAGCACAUGGGGCUGGACGGGCGGCUGCUGAGGGCGGUGGCCGAGCUGGGCUGGGCAGUGCCCACGGCCAUCCAGGCCCGUGCCAUCCCGCUGGCACUGGAGGGCAGGGACGUGCUGGCCCGGGCCAGGACGGGCUCGGGCAAAACGGGAGCGUACGGCCUGCCCCUGCUGCACAAACUGCUGGGCAUCAAGGAGGCGUCCCCGGCGGUGCCGCAGGCCGUGCGGGCGCUGGUGCUGGUGCCCUCAGCGGAGCUGGCACGGCAGGUGGGGCACACCCUGCGCCGCCUGGCCGCCUUCUGCGCCCGCCGCCUGCGCGUGGCCGAGCUCUGCGGCCACUCGGACCUCGCUGACCAGCGGCCGGUGCUGAUGGAGCAGCCGGACGUGGUGGUGGGCACGCCGGGCCGUGUCCUGGCACACGUGGCCGGGCACAGCCUGGCACUGCGGCCGUGCCUGGAGCUGCUGGUGCUGGACGAGGCCGAUCUGCUGCUCUCCUUCGGCUUCGGAGACGACAUCCGGGCCCUGCUCUGCCACCUGCCCAAGAUCUACCAGACCCUGCUGGUGUCGGCCACGCUGAACCCCGAGCUGGAGGCGCUGCAGGAGCUGGUGCUGCACAACCCCGUGCAGGUGGUGCCCCCCGAGCCGCGCCUGCCGGGCCGUGCCCAGCUGCAGCAGUUCCAGCUGCGCUGUGGCUCCGAGGAGGACAAGUUCCUGCUGCUGGCGGCGCUGCUGAAGCUGCGGCUGCUGCGGGGCCGCGCGCUGCUCUUCGCGGGCAGCCUGGCCCGCGCCUUCCGCCUCAAGCUCUUCCUGGAGCAGUUCGGCAUCGCCGCCUGCGCCCUCAACCCCCAGCUGCCCGCCAGGUCCCGGUGCCACGUCAUCGCGCAGUUCAACCGCGGUCUCUACGAUUUCAUCGUGGCCACCGACGAGGAGGGGCCGGCAGAGCCCCCACGGCACCGCCCGGCGCGGGGGGACACGGCCAGGAAGGGUGGCAGGAGGGGACAGUCCCCGCAGUGUCCCCAGGACCCCGAGUUCGGGGUCUCUCGUGGCAUCGAUUUCCAGAACGUCGCCGCCGUCAUCAACUUCGAUGUCCCCAACUCGGUGGAGACCUACAUCCACCGCGUGGGCAGGUGUCCCUGUCCCCAGGACGGCGCGUGGGGACAGCCCUGGCACGGCGCUGACGCUGGCACUGCCCGACGAGCUCGAGGGGCUGCGGCGCAUCGAGGACGCGCUGGCAGCAGAGGACGGGCAGUCCCUGCUGCAGCCCUACGAGUUCCGCAUGGAGGAGAUCGAGACGCUGCGGUACCGCUGCAGGGACGCCAUGCGUGCUGUCACCAAGCAGGCCGUGCGCGAGGCGCGGCUGCGGGAGCUGCGCCAGGAGCUGCUCAACUGCGAGAAGCUCAAGUGCCCCCCAGCCUCCGCGGCGUCGCCGACCCCAACCCCAAAAAGAGAAAAUGUCCCCGAGGGGCAGGGCCCGACGGGCGGGGAGCAAGCCGCGCGGCUCCGGGAACCCCCUGCAGAGCUUCCGCUUCGCCCGGCGCGGGCACGGCCGGGCACGGCCGGGCACCAACUGAGCACCUGGGCACGGCCGGGCACAGCCGGGCACCAACUGAGCACCUGGAACACCUGGCACACCUGGGCACGGCCGGGCACCAACUGAACACCUGAACACCUGGGCACAGCCGGGCACAGCCGGGCACCAACUGAGCGCCUGGAACACCUGGGCACAGCCGGGCACAGCCGGGCACCAACUGAGCACC
Messenger RNA from Vidua chalybeata, 1795 nucleotides. RefSeq names its product DEAD-box helicase 56 (gene DDX56). Gene Ontology annotation, molecular function: RNA helicase activity; nucleic acid binding; ATP binding. Gene Ontology annotation, cellular component: nucleolus. The record is from RefSeq and is a predicted model, not a curated record. The transcript is spliced from 13 exons. The coding region runs from base 12 to 1703 and encodes 563 amino acids. Lineage: Eukaryota; Metazoa; Chordata; Aves; Passeriformes; Viduidae.